CCCAUCUUAAAACGAUACAAAUACAAAAUUUUCUAGUCCAUAAAAAGUUUUGUAGUCUUGGCCCACCAUUAUUUAUAAGGCAACAACAAAAUCAUUGAGACAUAUACUCACCAGUCCUUUCUUUUGUUGUUUACGAAAAAACGAAACAAGAUGUUUUGUAAAAUAAUAUAACAUUCUAAAAGCCGAAAGAUAAAAAUUUCACCGCGGACUUCUCGUAUGGCGUCACUAGAUUCUCUAGUGAGCUUCUUUUUAUCUACCCUUUUUGUCACAAUCGUGAGCUCACAAACGCAGUGCCGGAAUCUCGAGUCGAUUAUCAGUUUCGGUGAUUCGAUUACCGACACAGGAAACUUGGUUGGUCUCUCGGAUCGUAACCAUCUUCCUGUGACCGCGUUUCUGCCGUAUGGAGAAACCUUCUUCCACCACCCAACUGGCCGUUCCUGCAACGGCCGUAUCAUCAUCGACUUUAUCGCUGAAUUCUUAGGGUUACCGCAUGUGCCUCCUUUUUAUGGAUCUAAAAAUGGAAACUUUGAGAAAGGAGUUAAUUUCGCUGUUGCGGGAGCAACGGCACUAGAAACUUCCAUUCUUGAGAAGAGAGGAAUUUAUUAUCCUCACAGCAACAUCAGUUUGGGAAUUCAGCUUAAGACCUUCAAGGAGAGCUUACCAAAUCUAUGUGGUUCACCUACAGAUUGUAGAGAUAUGAUUGGAAAUGCUUUUAUUAUCAUGGGAGAGAUUGGAGGGAAUGAUUUUAAUUUCGCAUUCUUUGUGAACAAAACCAGUGAGGUCAAAGAGUUGGUUCCGUUGGUGAUCACUAAAAUUUCUUCUGCAAUUGUGGUAAACAUUCUUGAUCAGCGAGUCCCUAGAACGAGUAAUUUUUUCAAAAAACUGUUAUGUUUUUUGUUUUGUUUUUGUGUUUUGGUACUGAAUGUUGAAUCUAGGAGUUGGUCGAUAUGGGAGGAAGAACAUUCCUAGUUCCUGGAAACUUCCCGCUCGGAUGCUCAGCAACGUAUUUAACAUUAUACCAAACAUCAAACAAGGAAGAGUAUGAUCCUCUAACAGGAUGUUUGACAUGGCUGAACGAUUUUUCAGAAUACUACAACGAGAAGCUUCAGGCAGAACUCAACAGACUCAGUAAACUUUACCCUCAUGUCAACAUCAUAUAUGGUGACUACUUUAAUGCUCUGUUGCGCCUUUACCAAGAACCAUCCAAAUUUGGGUUCAUGGACAGACCCUUACCUGCUUGUUGCGGUUUAGGAGGACCGUACAACUUCACCUUAAGUAAAAAAUGUGGGAGUGUAGGAGUAAAAUAUUGUAGUGAUCCUUCAAAGUAUGUGAAUUGGGACGGCGUUCAUAUGACUGAAGCUGCAUACAAAUGGAUAGCUGAUGGAUUACUCAAGGGUCCGUAUACGAUUCCUUCGUUCCAUUGGUUAUGCCUCGGCUCAAAAAUUAAGAGCAAGGAGUCAUUAGACACGUAGUGUUCUUUUGACAAACAGCUGAAACAAGCUUGUUGGAGCUCUGAGAGAUAAUAAGAAAACAAAUACGUUCUUAAGUGCUUUCCAUGGAUAUUUUAUAUCAUUGUGUAUUGUUGUUUGAGAGAGAGAGAGAGAGUGGUUAAGUGUUAGUAGCUAACUCAUGUGAUAUCUUCAGAGAGAUCUUAGAUUAGACCGGUCGGAGAUGCACUGUUCCAAAAAUGGACCACUUCAUGAGUGGUAGAAAUAACAGAAUAGGAGAUGAUAAAAUGGGCAAGGAGUUGAACGGAUCAAUUUGACUUCUAGUCUUCAAUACAAAACCAAACUACUCUUUACAAAUCAAUAUAUUAAUACGAUUUUUAUAAUAAUUUUAAUUAUAAGACUAAGAUUUGUAAUUUAGUGGUUUUUGUUAUUAUCGUAGUUAUGUUAUUAUCCGGUUU
This is a messenger RNA of Arabidopsis thaliana (thale cress), 1906 nucleotides long. Its product is annotated as GDSL-like Lipase/Acylhydrolase superfamily protein. NCBI's taxonomy places the organism in Eukaryota, Viridiplantae, Streptophyta, Magnoliopsida, Brassicales, Brassicaceae. Gene Ontology annotation, molecular function: hydrolase activity, acting on ester bonds. The record is from RefSeq and is marked reviewed. Gene Ontology annotation, cellular component: extracellular region. The transcript has 4 exons. The coding region runs from base 217 to 969 and encodes 250 amino acids.